CCAUGCGCCCCAGCCCGUGGCUGACGCUGGCAGCCCUCACCUCCUGCGCAGCUCUCUCGCUCUCGCCCUCGUGCGCGCUGCCUCGCAGGCCGGCGGUCUCGCGCUCGCCGCCGCCCGGCAUGAUCAACAAGAAGCAGGCGGAGCUGGCCGCCAUGCUCGAGCGGGCGCGAGCGGCACGCGAGGGCGGGCUCAGCGAGGCGACCGCCCCGCCGCCACCGCCCAAGCGGCCAAAGCCCCCACCCGCGGCAAAAAAAACGGCCGUCACCCGGGACGACAUCUUUGCCGCCUUCAAGCGGUCGAAUCAGCCGUCCACAAAGCCCGCGCGGCCGUCGGCGCCCAAGGCACACCCGCGGCCGGCGGCGCCGAGCGGCCCAUCCCUCGAGGAGGAGUACGCCGCCUUCGACGCCAUGGUUGCCGGAUCGCGCACAGGCCGGCAGGGCCGGGCGCUGUCAUCGGAGCUCCUCACCUCGGGUGAGCCGCUGCCCACGCCAGCCAAGCUGUCUGCGCUGGCUGGCCACCCCACGUCCUUCGACUCGCUCGCCGCGCUCGCCGCCGGCCGCUCCUACCUCGUCCUCCUCGCCUCGUCCGAGCCCAUCAUGUCCAACGCCCUCCGCUCGGACCUCGUCGCGUUUGCGUCUCGCUUCCCCGGCGCGAAGCUCGACGCGGCGGUGGCGGCCGUUUCGCGCGUCGCGCCGGCAACCUACCGCAAGCUCGAGCGCAAGGGCGGCGUCUCCUUCCCGCUUCUCAGCGACCCGGACUCGGCCUGGCUCUCGCAGCUCAACGUCGACCGGAACGGAGGCCCGUGCGGCUACCUCCUCGACGUGGCGCGCGGCGGCGUGCUGCUCGCCUCCUUUGGGCCAGCCGACCCGGCGCCGCUGCUCGACCGGGUCACCGCCGCGGUCGAGGCGCGGGCAAAGGGAUCCGCCUCACCCACCGACGCGGCAGCUCCGGCACCGCCCGCCCCAAGCACCGCCGCCGAGGCGGAGGCGGCGCGCAGCGAGAGGCGCGCGGCGGAGCUGUUUGGCGCGCUGCCCACCGCGGCUCCGCCGCCGCCGUCGGCGGGUCCGGCGGAUGCGGGUGCGGAUCUCGAGGCGCUCCGGCGCGAGAACGAGGAGCUCAAGGCGCUGCAGGCCCUGCAGCGGGAGAACGAGCAGCUCAAGGCGGCGCUGGAGGCGUCGCGCGCCGACGAGGCGGCGGCGGCGCAGAGGGAGGAGGCGGCGGCGGCGGCGCAACAGAGGGAGGCGGCGGCGGCGGCGCAGAAGGCGGCCGACGACGCCGCGAACGCCAAGGCGGCAAUGGCACUCGCCGAGGCGAAGGCGCGCGCCGCGCCCAAGCAGAAGAUGCCGAAGCAGAAGAAGCAGGCAAAGAAGGCGGGCGGCCCGGCAGACUCGAGGCCGCGUGCGGCCGAUGACACGAGGCCCCGCGCGGGCGCAGCCGGCGCUGACGCGGCUGGCGCUGACGCGACCCUCCGGAAGCAGCUGGAGGCGGCGGAGACGGCGCGGCGGGCAGCCGAGGCGCGCGCAGAGGAGGAGCGGGCGGCGGCCGCUUCCGCCGUGGCGGCGGCCGACGCGGCGGCGGCAGCAGCCCGCGAGGCGGCAGCGUUGGCGGCGUCGGAGGCGGCGGCACGCGCGCAGGCUGAGGCGGCGGCGGAAGCGGCCGCUCAGGAGGUCGCCGCACAGGCGGCCGCCGCCGCAGCGGUGGGUGGGAGCGAGGAGGGGGCGGGGGAGGAGGAGGAGAGCGGAGGAAGGCGAGGCGCUCCGCACGCAGGGGACGCGCUGCCCGGCCUCGACCUGAGCGGGCUUAGCCUUGUGACCGGGCUUAGCCUUGUGGGCGGCGGCGAUUCGCAGGCCGCCCCGCGCGACCUGCUCGAGGCCGCGGCGGGCAGGAGCGCCGUCCUCUUCCUGUGCGGCGCGGCGGAUUCGAAGGGGACGCUGCCGCAGGCGGCGCGGCUGUGGGACAGCCGGCUGGGCGGGCUAGCCGCCGAGGCGAACGCGAGCCUGGCCUCCGUCUCGGUCGGCGAGGCGGCCGCCAUCUACGUCGCGGCUCUGCGCGCCGCGGCGGCCGCCGCUCCGAGCUCGGCGGUGCUCAGCGACGCGGGAGGAGGCUUGCUUCGCUCGCUCGGGGUGCCGGAGCUGCGGCCGGGUAGCCUCUACGUCUUUCUGCUCUCGGCGACGGAGCCGGGCCGGCUCCUCGGCUCGUUCGGCGCCACCGAGGCGGAGCGCGCGUGCGAGACGGCGCGCGAGAUGCUGCGGCGGCGAAAGGCGCAGCUGGCGGCAGAGAGGCGUGCCGUGGAGGAGGCCGCUGCCGCCGAGGAGGCCGCCGCAGCCGCGGCCGCCGAGUCGGCUGCGUCGCUUGUGACGCCCACGUUUGUGCCAAGGAUUGCGUCGGAGGACGACGCCGCCGCGUGGGAGUCGCUCGUCGGGGUGGGCGGCUCUGGCGGCGGUCGGGCAGGCGCCUCGAAGGGGGCGGUCGCACUUCGCCGGGGCCCGCGCCCGCGGGUGUCGGAGAGGCGCCCCGGGAGCAGCAGCCGCGAGGGGGUGCGCGAGGGGGGAUCCGCCACCGCUGCCGGCCCGCCGGCGGACCGCUCGCGGACGCCGUACAAGAUGGUGUACUUGCCUGGCGUCCUCGCGCUGAUUGGCAUGCUGAGGGCGAGCGACGGCGUGGUCGCCGUCACCACGUCGCGAGUGCGUUCGCUCGAGUACACGCCGGCUGCCAGCGUCGAGGAGGGGGCGCCACUGACAGUGGCCUUUGCCGGCUUUGGACGCCGCUCCUCCGUCCGGCUGCUCGCGCGCGGAGGCACCGGCUGGCGCGACAAGACCCAGCAGCUAUUCAUUGAGACGCGGCGCGACAUGCCGCUCUCCGCGCUCCGCGAGGUGUUGCGCGGGCUCGCCUUGGCGCGCGGGUUUGAGCUCGUCUUUGCGAGCAGCAUCUGCGCCUCGGACGGGGCAGGGUCGACCCGCGCCGGCGCAGACGCGGCUGCCGAGGAGCAGGCCGCGGCCGUUCGACGGUUGGAGGCCGCCGGCGCCACCGAUGGCAACACCGAUGAUGCGGCUUGGCUGUGGGAGGACGACGGGCUGUAG
Messenger RNA from Emiliania huxleyi CCMP1516, 3080 nucleotides. RefSeq lists its product as hypothetical. Lineage: Eukaryota; Haptophyta; Isochrysidales; Noelaerhabdaceae. The transcript has a single exon. The record is from RefSeq and is a predicted model, not a curated record. The annotation marks the transcript as partial.